AUGACGACGUCCCCGCCUAACUUCGGAGCUCUUUGGACUGGUGACGCCCCUCUGAAGAUGAAAAGACCUGCAACUUCUGAACCAAAAGCAGAAAGACCAAAAAAGAAGAUCAGAUCAGAGCCUCCAGCCCCAGAACCUGAAGUUAAAGUAGCUCCUGUAAUUGUCGCGCAAGUCAAGAGGCCUGUCACUUUAAAGGACAAACUCAAACAGGCUCUGGAUAAGUCAAAGAGUCGGGCUGUAGCUGCUUCAAAAGUGUCAAACCCUUAUUCAUCGUCUAAAGCUUCCCAAGUCAACAAGAAGGGAGGAGUCAACACGACUGCAAAACACCCAAAACUACAACCGCAACCAACAACCUCAACACAAACACGGCCAACACCAGCUGCUCCUUCGAAUAAGCAUGCCAAAAAGUUGGCUGGUGCCGAGUUUCGUUGGAUUAACGAGCAAUUGUAUACCACAACAAGUUAUGAUGCUGUUGAUCUCUUCAAAACCCAACCAAACAUGUUUGAUGUGUAUCAUCAAGGAUUUAGAUCUCAAGUCACAACGUGGCCACUGAAUCCAAUCAAUGUGAUUAUAGCAUCAUGCUCUAAACUACCCAAAACUACCAUAAUUGCUGAUCUAGGCUGUGGAGAUGCUCAACUAGCACAAGAUCUAAGUCACGAUUACAAAGUACAUUCAUUUGACUUGGUUUCGAAAAACAAGCAUGUUGUAGCAUGUGAUAUUGCUCAUGUGCCAUUGAAGGAUGGCUCAGUGGAUGUUGUGGUUAUAUGUUUGGCUCUAAUGGGAACGAAUUGGGCUGAUUUUGUUAAGGAGGCUGUACGAAUUCUUCGGAAAGGUGGGAUGCUCAAGAUAGCAGAGGUAACAUCGAGAUUUGUCAAUGUGGAUGACUUUGUAGAGUAUUUGACUGCAUCAUUGGGGUUGAAGUUGAAAUCUCAGGACGUGUCGAAUCCCAUGUUUAUACUGUUUGACUUUGUGAAAAAGACUGAAGCUAGUGCAGAAGUUGAGGACAAAAGCUCGCUUCUGAAGCCAUGUGUAUAUAAAAGGCGCUGA
Synchytrium microbalum is the source of this 1047-nucleotide messenger RNA. RefSeq lists its product as uncharacterized. The record is from RefSeq and is a predicted model, not a curated record. The transcript is spliced from 5 exons. NCBI's taxonomy places the organism in Eukaryota, Fungi, Chytridiomycota, Chytridiomycetes, Synchytriales, Synchytriaceae. The coding region runs from base 1 to 1047 and encodes 348 amino acids. Gene Ontology annotation, molecular function: rRNA (adenine) methyltransferase activity. Gene Ontology annotation, cellular component: nucleolus. Gene Ontology annotation, biological process: rRNA methylation; ribosomal large subunit biogenesis.